AAUUGAUUUCUUAAAACAGUCCCACCCAUUUCAAAGCACACAUUAAAUAGCCUGUUAACAAUAGUCUAAACACACAGUUGGGCAGGAGCAGGAAGGACGCCUCUCUAACUAUUUUUUUCUUAAGAAGGACAUCCCUUGCUUGACCUGAAGAGGUGUAACCAGUUGGUUGCGGAACUGAAAGCUGUAGAUCUUGACUGGGAACACGAUGGGGAACGAGCAUUCCACGAACGAGGAUGUCACCAAGAAUGGGAAGAUAAGUGAGAAGCAUGAAAAUGGAUCAGCGAAUGGUCUCACGGCAAACGUUGGAGUUAAUGGACUAGAGACACAUGGUAAGAGUGAGACUAUAGUCCAACAAAAUGGCGAGUCCCACACUCUAAACCCUACAACAGAAUCAUCUGAGUUUGUGAUAGUGGAAUCAGUCUCUCAGCCUGUCAGUGCGCCGGUUGUUUCUGAAGUCCCUGACACCAACGUAAAGAAGGAAGAGGCGAAGAAGGGCAAAGAAGAGAAACCAAAGCUUUUUGGCAAAGUGUUCAAAAAGAAAGCAGAACCUGCAGCUGAUGUGGGGAAAGAAAAAGAAAAAGAGAAAGAGAAAGAAAAUGAAAAAGAAAAUGAAAAUGAAAAUGAAAAAGAAAAUGAAAAAGAAAAUGAAAAAGAAAAUGAAAAAGAAAAAGAGACCACAAGUGAAGAUCAGCCAGAUGUAAGUCUUCCUCCCAGUGAACCACAGCAGGACACAGCCAAUCUAAAGGAAGAAUCUGAAUCAUUAACGGAGGCAGAAAGUGCGACUCUAGACUCCAGUCCAGAGGAAGACAAAGUUCCUGACGCUGACAACGGAAACAGCAAGCCUGUGGACAGCAAAGAGGAGAGUAACCCAGAAAAGAAUCCAGUUAUGAACUUCUUCAAAACCCUAGUGCCUACCAAAACAACCAAAAAGGAAACAGCUACUCCUGAUGUCACAAAAGAUCAGUCCCAGAAGGAGACCCAACCUGCAGCAACCACUACUGUUGCACAAAUAUCUGAGCCGCCUGCAGCAUCCAAAGGAAUGUCUAUCCCACCACCGCCUCCUCCGGAGCCACCGAAAAUGGAGGUCAAAGCAGAACCAGCAGCCAAACCUGUUAAGCCUUCGCCAAAAGAAGAACCAAAAGCUGCUGCAAAGGAACCUGAGACCUCAAAGGGCAAAUCAGCCAAAGGCACCCUGAGCAAAUUCUUCCGCCCAAAGGUACUGCUAGGAUUCAAGACAUCCAAAGGCAAGGCUGCUUCAGCAAGCGGAGCCAAGGCUGCAGCAGUGACAACCAGUGAGGCACCAGAGUCAGUUGUAGACGGAAAGGAUACACCCGAGGAGGCACCAGUGCCUGUUGUAGAAGUGCAGACUGAAAGUAAGGCUGAACCUCAGGAGGCAGCAGCAGCAGAGGCAGAGGUGACACAGCCAGUUGUAGAAGUGCAGAUGGUGACAGAGGUGCCACAGCCAGUGGUAGAAGCUGAGAAGGUGGACCCGUCAAAAGCUGGCACUCUGGAGGCAUCUGCAAAGCCAGAACCGCCACCACCUGUUCAGGAAGAGAAGAAAGAUGCCUCUAAAUCGCCCUUCCUUUCCUUCUUCAAACCAAAAGUACUGUUAGAUCACAUGACCACAAAAGUCCAAGCAGCCUCCACAAGUGGAGUUCGGCUCCUCAGGAAAACUACUGGACUGGCUGCUGAGCCCAAGAAGGCGACCCCGACCGCGCCCGCAGCAGCAGGAGAGCCAUCUCAAGCAGUUAAAGCCAAAGAGGAACCGAAAGCAGCAGCCAAGUCAUCAGAGGCAGCGGCAGAUAACAAACCAGCAUCCGUGGCCUCCCAAGCAGGAGAUGAUGCAGCCAAUGUACCCAGAAAACUGGAGAAGAGGAACUCCAUCCAGCUGUUCUUUAAGAAUCUGGGUCAGAAGCGUCACUCUACAGAUGCUGGCGUCCAGACAGAGCCAGCGGUCGCUGCUCCAGGAGCUGAGAAAGCCAAAUGAAACCACAACCAUCUCUUUCCCUGUACAGACCCCCUUUCUCUAUCUAGCUCUUACCCAAUCUUUAUCUCUCUCGCCCCCCUUCAUUACUUUAACUACAUUUUUGUUACUUUUGCGGAGAAAGGAAAGGUUAUUGGAAGGUUAAAGGAAAGUGAGCAGCUCUGAGGCAGAGGUAGGUAGCGGUGAACUGGUGGAGAUAUGAAAAGGCGUAGUGAGAAGGAAAGGUUGUUGAGAUAUAUUUUUGGUCAUAUAAAUGUCUUGACAAGUACUGCAACGUGAGCGUGAAACAUUUUCUACAGACGUUUAAUGAAUCUCUAUUUUGCAGCCUAACACAUUGGGGCUUGUAGCGACACGCUUCGCUUUUAGCUAUUAUUUUGACUGCAAAUUUUAAAAAGUCAUAUAUUUUUACAGUUCAUACCAGAAUAUACAUGCAGUUGUGGUAAUGCAGAGGUUAAUUUGAGAAGGUACUUAAAUAUAAAAAUAAGAUGUAAUAAUAUAGCCGAUAUAAGGAGCAAGCUUAUGUAGCAGAUUGCACUUACUUUUUCUUUUUCUUUUUUUUUUUUUUAAUUAAACUCCAUGUAGACUAAAGCACAGACAUACAUACUGUAACAGUUACAUGUUGGGUCGCACGGGAAAUCACAAUCUUCACUGUUCUGUGGGGAACCUGUUGUAAAUAUUCACAAGCGCAUCUACAGUGGCAAAAUGGUGUCAUUGUGCAAAUGUGUCCUUGCCGUCCAUUUUCCAGUCGCAACCGAUGAGCUUUUCGCUCGAUUGCAGCACUCUGUGUCCUGUCAUUUAACCACUGAAGUCCAGUCAUUUGACAUGUAUGUGCAAUUAACAUGAGGCUCCUGUUUGCCAACGUGUAUGUGUGUAUGCGUAACUUCAGCUAUCUCAAAGAAAAUAAAUAAGUUCUCCCGUU
Messenger RNA from Mugil cephalus (flathead mullet), 2903 nucleotides. It is a transcript of the gene bcas1, whose product is annotated as brain enriched myelin associated protein 1. The record is from RefSeq and is a predicted model, not a curated record. Bases 206 to 1987 code for a protein of 593 amino acids. The transcript has 17 exons. NCBI's taxonomy places the organism in Eukaryota, Metazoa, Chordata, Actinopteri, Mugiliformes, Mugilidae. Gene Ontology annotation, biological process: myelination.